Messenger RNA from Manduca sexta (tobacco hornworm), 1539 nucleotides. RefSeq names its product testis-specific serine/threonine-protein kinase 2 (gene Tssk). The transcript has a single exon. Lineage: Eukaryota; Metazoa; Arthropoda; Insecta; Lepidoptera; Sphingidae. The record is from RefSeq and is a predicted model, not a curated record. Gene Ontology annotation, biological process: microtubule cytoskeleton organization; intracellular signal transduction; protein phosphorylation. Gene Ontology annotation, molecular function: tau-protein kinase activity; protein serine/threonine kinase activity; ATP binding. The coding region runs from base 329 to 1369 and encodes 346 amino acids. Gene Ontology annotation, cellular component: cytoplasm.
UUCAGUAAAUGUGUUUUAAUUUUAGAAACAAAGGAAAAAAGUCAUCGAUGUAGCAAAUACGUCUUUUUGGAAGAUUUCUUACCUGUGAAUGCGUUUUUUAUAUCCAAAUUCUUUGUGAUGUCGUAAUAUUUUAUCAAAAUUUUGUGCGUGCUGCGAACGAUUUGUAUUGUAGGCAUUGUUUUACUCUCUUUAAUGAGAGUUGAGUGGAAAACUAGUAUUAAUUGGAAAGCUAAUAUUUUGACAGGAAGCUACUAAACCCUUGGACAUACGUUAGUAGUGAAAUGUCCAAUGUAUCCUAAAAGGGUUAGGAUAAAGUCGAUAGAGCUCAAUGGCUGAGCGCCUCAGCCCUCGAAGCUCCGAGGUGAACGCCUUGGAACAACGAGGUUAUCUGAUCGGCAAGAAAAUCGGACAAGGAUCUUAUGCCACCGUCCACCUGGCGGAAUAUUGCGACGCAUCAAGUCCCAAGCGUAUGCACCUCGCCUGCAAGAUAUUUGAUAAAGAAAAGGCACCUCGAGAUUUUUUAGAAAAGUUUUUUCCUCGCGAGCUCGACAUAUUGACUAAAAUCGAAAACCCACAUAUAAUCCAAGUGCAUAGUAUAUUACAGCGAGGGCCGAGAGUGUUUAUAUUCAUGAGGUAUGCUGAUAACGGCGAUCUAUUGGAUUUUAUAAAGCGUAAUGGAGUAGUGCCAGAAAAUCAGGCGAAGUUGUGGUUUAGACAAAUGGCCAGCGGUUUACAGUACUUACAUAGUAAAAACAUUGCUCAUCGUGAUCUAAAAUGUGAAAACAUAUUAUUAUCCAGAAGAUUUAAUGUAAAGCUGGCUGAUUUUGGAUUUGCUAGAUUUUGCACGGACGGCGAAAACAGGCGAGUUCUUAGCCAAACAUAUUGCGGAUCAGCUGCGUACGCCGCGCCAGAGGUGGUGAGUGGUACACCCUACAACCCAAAACUUGCUGACGUUUGGUCUCUAGGAAUUAUUCUUUUCAUAAUGUUAAACGCUUCCAUGCCGUUUGAUGAUUCGAAUCUGCGCAAGUUACUUAAAGAUCAAAUGUCACGCAAUUGGGUAUUCAGGUCUCGGAUCCGAGACAGCGUAUCGGCCGCGGCUAAGUCUAUCGUGCGUCACAUUCUUGAACCUGACAUAACACUUCGACUAACCCUCGAUCGGGUGUUGUCGCACGAGUGGACUAGACCGCGCAAGGAUAAGAGCGCUAGUUUGAUGGGUCGGCUGGUGCAGUCCGCGCCGUCGGCACCUCACUCCCCGAGCAAGCGCGAGCACGACGAGGCAGGCACGUCGGCAGGCGCGCGCGUUUCGGGAGAUCACCGCGAGACUGAGCGGGAGCGACACGACGACAUCAACAUGCGUUCCCGAGAUUGAUACCUUCCAUAAAGCCCGUAAUGUUACGAAAAAGUGUUAUAUAAUCAAGAAUCCUUUCGACCUUUAAAAAUAGAAAAUUUACCUUAUUAUUUAGAUUUUUUUACAAUUAUUGGCGACGUAACUUUUGUUAGUUGUCAGUAGUAAUAAAAUUUUAUAUAAAAUUCCCAAAA